Molecule: messenger RNA, 1141 nt
Organism: Myxocyprinus asiaticus (Chinese sucker)
Lineage: Eukaryota; Metazoa; Chordata; Actinopteri; Cypriniformes; Catostomidae
Source: the annotation of a RefSeq genome assembly
AUGGCAAGCCUACGAAAAACACAUCCCCUAAUGAAAAUUGGUAAUGACGCAGUGGUUGACUUACCAACCCCAUCCAACAUCUCAGUCUGAUGAAACUUUGGGUCCCUCCUAGGACUUUGCCUAGUUACCCAAAUCUUGACAGGGCUGUUUCUGGCAAUACACUACACCUCGGACAUCUCAACCGCCUUUUCUUCCGUGGCCCACAUCUGCCGAGACGUAAGUUACGGAUGGCUUAUCCGCAAUAUUCACGCCAACGGAGCAUCAUUCUUCUUUAUCUGCAUUUAUAUACAUAUUGCCCGAGGACUAUAUUAUGGAUCCUACCUCUACAAAGAAACCUGAAACAUUGGAGUCGUCCUACUUCUCCUAGUAAUAAUGACAGCCUUCGUCGGAUACGUACUCCCAUGGGGACAAAUGUCCUUCUGAGGUGCAACCGUAAUCACUAACCUUCUAUCAGCGGUACCUUACGUAGGGAACGAACUAGUACAAUGAAUUUGAGGGGGGUUCUCAGUAGACAAUGCAACGCUAACACGAUUUUUUGCCUUCCACUUCCUUCUCCCCUUUGUAGUUGCCGCAGCAACCAUUAUUCACCUUCUAUUUCUUCAUGAAACAGGCUCUAACAACCCAGCAGGGAUUAACUCAGAUGCGGACAAAAUCUCCUUCCACCCAUACUUUUCCUACAAGGACCUGCUAGGCUUUGCAGCUAUGCUAUUAGCCCUCACAUCCUUAGCGCUGUUCUCACCAAACCUGCUGGGCGACCCAGAAAAUUUCACUCCCGCAAACCCCUUAGUCACCCCUCCUCAUAUUAAACCAGAAUGAUAUUUCCUGUUCGCCUACGCCAUCCUACGAUCUAUCCCAAACAAGCUAGGUGGCGUUCUUGCACUGCUAUUCUCUAUCCUAGUACUAAUGGUCGUGCCAAUCCUCCACACCUCCAAGCAACGAGGCCUAACAUUCCGCCCAAUUACCCAAUUCCUAUUCUGGACCCUGGUUGCCGACAUAAUUAUCCUGACAUGAAUUGGAGGGAUACCUGUAGAACACCCAUUUAUUAUCAUCGGGCAAAUUGCAUCCGCCCUAUAUUUUGCCCUAUUCCUUGUUUUUAUCCCAAUAGCGGGAUGGUUAGAGAACAAGGCACUAGAAUGAGCUU